AUGGACCUAACAUUGGUGCAACCACUAUGUGCUGCUUACAGUUUCUCUUCUGGUACUCUGCAGGUUGAAUUUUCAUAUCCACCAUUGGUUCCAGAAGAAGGGCAUGAUGGUCACAGCUUGCCUGAGGAGUGGAAAUACCUCCCAUUUUUGGCCCUUCCUGAUGGAGCACACAACUAUCAGGAAGAUACCAUUUAUUUUCAUUUGCCUCCAAGGAGUGGAAAUCGAAAGACAGUUUAUGGUGUUUCCUGCUACCGACAGAUUGAAGCCAAGGCCCUGAAGGUACGGCAGGCUGAUGUCACAAGAGAAACUGUUCAGAAGAGCGUUUGUGUACUCAGUAGGUUGCCCCUUUAUGGAUUGCUUCAAGCAAAAUUGCAGCUCAUCACACACGCUUAUUUUGAGGAGAAAGAUUUUUCACAGAUUUCCAUUCUAAAGGAACUUUAUGAACACAUGAAUAGCUCUUUAGGAGGAAAUGCAUUAGAAGGCUCCCAGGCUUGCUUAGGUCUGUCUCCACGGGACCUGGUUCUCCAUUUCAAGCAUAAGACGAUAAUUCUCUUCAAGUUGAUUCUUUUGGAGAAAAAAGUUCUGUUUUAUUUGUCACCAGUAAGUCGUCUGGUUGGAACCCUGAUGACUGUUCUGUCUCUCUUUCCAGGAAUGGUAGAACAUGGUCUAGCAGAUUCAUCACAUUACAGACCACGAAAAAGCACCUCCGAGGACGUUGCACUCCAAGAGCAUGGUUUGAAUGCUGAAGAUUAUGUUUCCAUUUCUGUGUCAGAUAUUUCAAACCCUGCUUCAGAAUUCAGUGUAGAAACAAAAUAUCCAGGAGGAGAUCAUCAUGAGAAGAUGAUAGAAAAGGUGGUAACCUUUUCAGAUGUACAGAGGUCUAAGCACACAGAUAGUAAACUACAGCAGCAGUUGCGACUGCCACAGCACAUUUCACCCAACUCAUCAGAGUGUGACUGGGAAACUUUGGAUCCAAGCAUCCUUCAUGCUGACAAUGGGGUAAAAGAAGAGGUGUUAAACGAAAAGGAUAAUUCUGACAAAAGAGAAGCGUUUACAUCAGAUUCCUCAGAUUCCCCAUCCUUGCCGAUCACAGUGCAACCACAGGCUAACACAGGCCGGACAGUGAUAGUCCCAGGGCUAAUUUCAGGUCUGGAGGAAGAUCAAUAUGGUAUGCCUUUAGCUAUUUUCACGAAGGGUUAUCUUUGUUUACCAUACAUGGCUUUGCAGCAGCAUCAUCUUCUGUCUGAUGUCACUGUCCGUGGGUUUGUUGCUGGGGCAACAAAUAUCCUUUUUCGCCAGCAGAAGCACUUAAGUGAUGCAGUUAUUGAUAUCGAGGAAGCUGCAAUUCAAACACAUGAUCCGGAGCUACGGAAGGUGUUGAACCUCACCACAGCAGACCUACGGUUUGCAGAUUUUUUGGUGAAACAUGUAACUGAAAAUAGGGAUGAUAUCUUCCUCGAUGGGACAGGCUGGGAAGGAGGAGAUGAAUGGAUCAGGGCCCAGUUUUCACUCUAUAUCCAUUCCCUUCUUGCCACUACUGUGCAGCCAGAUAAUGAAAAAAUGUUAGCAGACUAUGGCGUUUUGUUUGUCUCUGCAUGGAAGAAUACACACAAUUUCAGAGUGUGGAAUAGCAACAAACAUCCUGCUGUCACUGAAAUCAAUCCCGGGCAUCCAUUCCAGGGACAGUACAAUGUAUCAGACGUCAAACUAAGAUUGUCACAUUCUGUACAGAAUAGCGAACGUGGGAAGAAACUUGGCAAUGCAAUGAUCUCCACAAGUCGUAGUAUGGUACAAACAGGAAAGGCAGUCGGUCAGUCUGUAGGAGGGGCACUGACAAGUGCCAAGUCUGCAAUGACUUCUUGGUUUUCUACCUUCAAUCAACAGGCCACAACACCCCACUCUGAAAGGCAAAGCGGGAAACACUGACCACAUCAGAGGUGUGACACCGAGUACAUGCACUGGGAAGUAUUCGGAACGCCUUUGGUAAAAGCUACUGGAAGAAACACAGGGGCUGGCCCACUUUGCCAUCUUCGAAAGAUAACCAAGUAGUGAAGUUCUAUAUUAGGAAGUUGUGGGGCUGUGUAUGGAAAAGACAAGAGAAUCAAACACUAGUCUGUUUGAAAGUCCUGUUUCAAGCAUAUUUAUUUUUCUAACAUUGACAUAUAAUGUCUUUCAAAUCAACCAAGUCUACUUAUAAUCUUCAAAACAACACGCAUUUAGAAUCCUUGUCCUGUGCAAGCUUCUUUCACUUUUAAUCCCUCUAGUAUGCAACAUGGUGAACUACCUUCUGAAUGCAGAAUCAAAUUUAUAGCUGCAUAAUAGACUGUCAAGAGUAUUGUUUCACAAGAUCUUUGUAAUGGGUUUAUCCUAGUUGUAUUUUAUUCAAAUAUUUAAAUUGUGAAACUGCAGAGAUGUAUACUAUAGUUCAUUAUUCUAUAAAAAUUAUAGCUUUGAAAAUGUUUUCCUGUUAUCACUCUAAAAUAGUGAACUUUGAUAUAAAUGUUACAUACCAAAAAAGUAGUCUUACUUGUAAUUAUGUCAUCGGAAAUGUUUUCCUGUUUGAGAUUUUUGCACAGCUGUAAAGUUAUGUUUAAUUUAGAAUUGAUUAAUACUUUCAUAAAACUGAUUUCUCCAACAGCAGAGUGUUCAACAUCUUAUUGCUUUAUUCUUCAUAGACCAUGAGUCUUGUUUUAUUCAGGAUAUGUCCAAGGCAGUGAAUUACCCUUUGAAUUGUAAUGCAGGAAAACAUAAAUGCCAAUUUCAGCACUAGAUCCCACAAAAUAAAUAUUUAAACAAGAUAA
Messenger RNA from Rhincodon typus (whale shark), 2801 nucleotides. It is a transcript of the gene avl9, whose product is annotated as AVL9 homolog (S. cerevisiase). The record is from RefSeq and is a predicted model, not a curated record. NCBI's taxonomy places the organism in Eukaryota, Metazoa, Chordata, Chondrichthyes, Orectolobiformes, Rhincodontidae. Gene Ontology annotation, cellular component: cytoplasm. The transcript is spliced from 16 exons. The coding region runs from base 1 to 1926 and encodes 641 amino acids.